Molecule: messenger RNA, 694 nt
Organism: Dermacentor albipictus
Lineage: Eukaryota; Metazoa; Arthropoda; Arachnida; Ixodida; Ixodidae
Product: ATPase inhibitor mai-2, mitochondrial-like
Biological process (GO): negative regulation of ATP-dependent activity
Cellular component (GO): mitochondrion
Molecular function (GO): ATPase inhibitor activity
Source: RefSeq, a predicted model, not a curated record
AACAAGCCAACCUAUCUCACAUGCACGUGGUUGUAUCUAUUUGUCUGUAUGCACAUGCCGAGGAGAAGAAGACGGCGACGAAGACGUUUCAGGCAUGGCGCUGCAGCAGGGCUUUAGGGCAGCGAAAAAUUUCAAGCGCCUGGCCUGCCGCAUAAGCCCUCUGCGGCCGAAGUCGUCAACUCCUGUCGACUGGAGCGGUGGCGCAGGCAAGGGCGGAGGCGCUGGCGGAAGCAUCCGUGAGGCCGGCGGCGGCUUCGCCAAGAUCCAGGUGGCUCGCGAGGAGCAGUACUUCCGGCAGCUGGUGAGCGGCCCACCGUGCGCGGUGGUGGCACAACCUAAAGCCCCUCCAUACACGUUUUCGCCGACCAGCAAGAGGCCCAGAUCAAGAAGCUUCACGACCACAUCACGAGGGACAUCAAGGAGCGCGAGUCGCUCAUCAAGGAGCUGCAGAGUCAGAUUGAUAAGAACAAGAAGAUCCUCGAAGACCUGAAGUCCCGCAAGUGACCUCCUUCCCGGCUCGGGAAACUACUCCGCUGGGUCAACCUGGAGUACCCGGAUCACACUGAAAUGCAUCGUUUCGGUUUAACUCAUUCCUUUAUUGACCGGUGAUUCGCGGAGGUGGAAAGAAUCAGACGAAGUUUGAAACGCUUUCGUAUGCUGUUGUGGUGAAGUAAAAUCUGCGCGGUGCCUGCAA